Microthlaspi erraticum is the source of this 459-nucleotide messenger RNA. Lineage: Eukaryota; Viridiplantae; Streptophyta; Magnoliopsida; Brassicales; Brassicaceae. The record is from the annotation of a GenBank genome assembly.
AUGGCUUUCCCUUGCCAUUUGUUGAACUUUUGGAGAAGUCCAAUCCUCUUGUGGCAGCCACAACAGAGGGGUUCAUCCUUGGAGCCUCAUACUCCUCAAAGUAAUAGCACUCAGGCUCACCCAAAUCCGCACUUCCUGGCUGAUCUUCAGCUGAGACUCAGCUCGAUCCUCAGCUCGACUCAGCUCGAUCGAGCUCAGGCUCCUCUUCUCGCAAAUCAUCCUCAUGCCCAACUAAUGUGUACACAGGGGGCAGGAGAAGCUUGGAGGUCCAACCAAUGGAUGUGUGAACUUGAAUUGGAAUCUCCCAUCCAACUCCUUGUGCUCAAUGAGAAGGUUGGUCUUGCAAAACUUGAUGUCCAUCCAACCUGGUUCAGUGGCUCUCUAUCAGUUGGGUUCACUCCAGCAGCACACAAGAUAGGUGUGAUGAGCCCUCCAACACUUAAGCCUCUUCCUCGUUGA